Messenger RNA from Triticum urartu, 1205 nucleotides. Its product is annotated as putative F-box protein At1g14315. The record is from RefSeq and is a predicted model, not a curated record. Gene Ontology annotation, molecular function: protein binding. NCBI's taxonomy places the organism in Eukaryota, Viridiplantae, Streptophyta, Magnoliopsida, Poales, Poaceae.
CCGCCGCCUGCGACCGAGGCGGGGGGGGGCACCCCGGCGCGGCUGCCGCACGACGUGGUCUUCGACAUCCUGUCGUGGGUGCCGGUCAAGUCGGCGUGCCGGUUCAAAUCCGUGUGCCGGGAGUGGCGCGCCCUCAUCAACGACCCUGCCUUCGUCGCCGCGCACAAGGCCCGCGCGGAGCCGCUCCUCGCCAUCGCCGCCAACUCGUGCGACGAGCCGUCGACCCUGCGGCUCAUCGACAUGGACGGCCACAUCAUCAAGGUGAUGAAAAACGCUCAUCCGAUUCUAAGGCUUGUGUGCAGCAGCCCUGGCAACCUGAUGUGCGUCGUCGGCUAUUCGAUGGGGAUAGCCACAUUGCUCAACCUCGCAACCGGAGAGGAGACUGUGAUUCACCUCAAAUUUGGCUUCAUGGGCUUCGGCCGCGCCGCCCCGUCGGGCGCCUACAAGAUGGUGAGCAUAAAUCCCAGCAGCUGUGAGAUCCUCACGGUGGGAGACGGCGUGGGGUGGAGGCAAGCGCAGCCCCUGCCUAGCAGCAGCAUCUCGUAUAACAGCCGCCCGGUCGUGGUCAGGGGUGUCCUCUACUUGAUUUUAGUUCCACAGCUCAACGGUGACAGCGUGAUCUGCUUCGAUCUUGAGAGCGAGGAGUGGAAGGGGGGGAUCAGAGGCCCGCCGAGUAGCCAACGUCAGCGGUGUGACGCUAGCUUGCAGGAACUCAACGGGGCCCUGUGUAUGCUCCUGCCGGAGGUCGGAACCAUGGGCAUAUGGCUCCUAAUCGAUUCCUGCAAGGGGGUCUGGAUCAAGGUUUACUCGAUCCCCAUGGACCCGUCUGCGUAUAGCCCCAUCACGCCUUUGAGGAUACUAGUAGGUGAUGACGGUAAACUGCUCUUCUACAUCACUCUUAAAUUCGACGAAUUCGCGGUGCUGCAAAUCUAUGACCCUCGUCAUCGGACAUUCACGGACGCGCCCAAGAUGCUCGCGGGUGACAACGGCGGCAGUAUCAGCCUUUGCAGCUUGCAUCUGGAUAGUUUUCUGCCGGCCAACGUCUAGUCAGUUGCUAUAUAGAUUGUACUGCAUGUGCUCGUUCUGGAUUGUUUUAUUGAAAAGGUUGAUCAUACUACUACUUUAGAGUUGACGGAAACUGGCUAUGUGUCUCCUUGGAAAACUUAAGACGAUGUGGACUCUCAGUUACUCCCUCUGUAAGCUAA